This is a messenger RNA of Helicoverpa zea (corn earworm), 2054 nucleotides long. It is a transcript of the gene mrn, whose product is annotated as general transcription factor IIH subunit 4. Gene Ontology annotation, biological process: nucleotide-excision repair. Gene Ontology annotation, molecular function: ATPase activator activity; double-stranded DNA binding. Bases 168 to 1610 code for a protein of 480 amino acids. NCBI's taxonomy places the organism in Eukaryota, Metazoa, Arthropoda, Insecta, Lepidoptera, Noctuidae. The record is from RefSeq and is a predicted model, not a curated record. Gene Ontology annotation, cellular component: transcription factor TFIIH core complex; transcription factor TFIIH holo complex. The transcript has 11 exons.
AUGUCAAUCAAGUGUCAGGCACAGAAAUGUCAAAUAUUGGAUGGUUAUUUGUUGAGAUUAUUUUCUGUUGUUGUUAUUAAAUUGCCUAUAAAUAAUAGAUUGUAACCUAGGAUAAAUAAGCGCACAUGUCGCAUAGUUAAAGCCGAAGUGUUUAUAUAAAUAGCAGUAUGUCAGAAUCCUCUAAAUCCAAGUCUUCCUUAAACCUAAAUCCUUCGCCUACUUUACAAUGCAAGGAUCUUCACGAAUAUCUAAAAAGCAGAUCUGCACAGUUCUUAGAGACGCUCUAUAACUAUCCUACAAUAUGUCUAGCUGUUUACCGUGAGUUGCCAGAGCUAGCUCGUCACUUCGUUAUCAGACUACUGUUUGUGGAGCAGCCAGUUCCUCAGGCAGUUGUCACCUCCUGGGUCUCACAGACUUUUGCCAAAGAGCAAGCCAAAGCAUGUGAAGCCCUGUCAGAGCUGUCAGUAUGGCAGGAGGCUCCCAUACCUGGGGGUAUGCCCGGCUGGAUGCUGGCUCAGUCCUUCAAGAAGAACCUCAAAGUUGCACUACUUGGAGGUGGCCGUCCUUGGAGUAUGUCAUCAUCACUAGAACCAGAUGGCAAGGCCAGAGACGUGGCUUUCCUAGAUGCCUACGCCCUGGAGAGAUGGGAGUGCGUGCUGCACUACAUGGUGGGCAGUGCACAGACCGAGGGCAUCAGUGCUGACGCUGUGAGGAUACUGUUACAUGCUGGAUUGAUGACCAGGGAUGCAGAUGAUGGAUCAGCAGUUAUCACUCGAGCUGGCUUCCAGUUCCUGCUACUUAGCACUGCCAAACAAGUAUGGUUAUUCCUGCAACACUACUUGCACACGGCGGAGAAGCGCAGCCUGAGCGCGGCCGAGUGCCUCGCCUUCCUCUACCAGCUCAGUUUCAGUACUCUUGGCAAGGAUUACAGUACAGAAGGCAUGAGUAACAACAUGUUGGUGUUCCUGCAACAUCUCAGGGAGUUUGGACUUGUAUAUCAAAGAAAGCGCAAAGCAGGUCGUUUCUACCCGACUCGGCUAGCCCUGAACAUAGCGGCGGUGCGCGGAGGAAGUGCAGGCGGCGCCGUGAGCGUGGCGGCGCCGGCGCAGCGCGGGUACAUACUGGUGGAGACCAACUAUCGCGUCUAUGCUUAUACGCAAACCAGCCUGCAGGUUGCAUUGUUGGGGCUGUUCACUGAGCUCAUGUAUAGGUUCCCGAACCUGGUGGUGGGCGUGCUGACGCGGGAGUCGGUCCGCGCGGCGCUGCGCGGCGGCAUCACGGCCGAGCAGAUCAUACACUACCUCGACCAGCACUCGCAUCCACAGAUGUUAAAGUCAGAGACAGGCGGUAUUCGGUCGUCGUCGACGUUGCCGCCGACCGUGGUCGAUCAGAUCAAGCUGUGGGAGACUGAGCGAAACCGAUUCACUUACACUGAAGGCGUUGUCUAUAACCAGUUCUUAUCACAGGCGGACUUCGUAGUGCUCCGCGACUACGCGCGGCAGCAGGGCGUGCUGACGUGGCAGAGCGAGCGAUCCCGCACCAUGGUCGUCACCCGCCACGGACAUGAUGACGUCAAGAAGUUCUGGAAGCGGUACUCCAAGACAUCGUAGUCACUACACGACAUGUAAUCAUGAAAAAAGUAAUGAAAUUUCAAGAUGGGUUUAGAGACUGCAAAAAAAUCCUGAAGAAAUUUUUUAUGUUCCAAAAGGAUCUUUCUUUCUUUGAUAACCCCUGGAUGGAACCUGAAAAAAAUUAAUUAAGUAGGUCUUUUUCUGUCGGCUUUAUGGAAGAAGCCAGUUGUUAUACGUUUGGGCAGUUAAAAAAAUAAGUAAAAGUUAAAAAAAUAUGCAAGACCUACUCAGAUAAACCUGUGUAUAGUUUACAAUAAUUGUGAUAUGAUUAAUAUGACAGCAGGCAAUAAACGUAAUAGACUGACGAUGAUAAUUACAAAAUGAUUCACGAAAUAAGGAGUAAUAUUUCUCGCAUUGUUUUCGUGUCGCAGCAUUAUGCGUUGAUGCGCUCUAGUAUUGUAAAUAAACUUAUUUUUUAUAAGA